AUGGGACUCAUCAACAAUAAUCUUGGGAUGCUCUACCUCGGGGUGGCUGCCGCCAUCUAUCUGAGGCCAGAAUAUGCCAUCAUUGCGGAUUCCAGGACCGCGACAAUGCUUCUGGUGCUGCUUGGCAUCAUCUUAUGGAAAUUCGCCUACCAAUUAGUAUUGUAUCCAAUGUUCUUCACUCCUUUGAAGCACAUUCCCACACCAUCAAGUCGAAACCUCUUGACGGGAAACACCAAGACCUAUUUCCCACAGACUCCCUGGCCGGAAAUCAAGGAGUGGGCCACGAGCCUGCCCCACGAGGGUCUCAUUCGAUACUACGUGGUCGGCAACCUAGAGCGCAUUGUUGUGACGAGCCCGAAAGCUCUCAGCGAGUUGCUCGUCACGAAAGUGUAUGACUUUGAGAAACCCAAGCUUCUGAGGCAGAACCUGCGCCGCAUUGUAGGCGAUGGUGUCCUGCUCGCCGAGGGCGAUGAGCAUAAAAUCCAACGCAAGAACUUGAUGCCGGCUUUUGCAUACCGUCACAUCAAAGAUCUGUAUCCGGUGUUCUGGGCCAAGAGUGUCGAGAUGGUCAAUUUGAUCCAGGAGGACUUGGAGAAAAGACGAUCCGCAGGAGAAAAAGACAUCACAAUCACCGUCCGUAACUGGGCCAGUCGCGCGACGCUCGAUAUUAUCGGCGUCGCCGGCAUGGAUCACGACUUUGACUCUCUGCGUGAUCCGGCGAAUCAACUUAACAAAUCUUAUCAACAAAUCUUUGAAUCUCCUGGUCCCGGCACCAAGACGCUUUUCGUCAUUGGAAUGCUCAUGGGAAACGUCACUCUCCUUCACGCGCUGCCUACCGAACGCAAUAAACGCAUCAAUGCAGGCGGACAGGUGAUCCGCGACGUCGCCCGACAGAUGAUUCGACUGAAAAAGGAGAAGAUGAAGACGUCGACCGCGCAGACCGGCGUCGAUAUCAUCUCCGUUGCCAUGCACAGCGGAGUCAUGGACGAGGAGAAUCUGGUGGAUCAACUGAUGACUUUCUUGGGCGCCGGGCAUGAAACCACUGCCACGGCGUUGCAGUGGGCCGUCUACGCACUCUGCAAGAAUCCAGAAGUCCAGACGAAACUCCGCGAGGAGAUCCGCACGCACCUUCCUCCCUUGUCGUCAGAAUCACCAAACACUAUCGAUGCGGCCACCAUCGACAAUCUCCCCUAUCUACACGCCGUCUGCAACGAAGUGCUUCGCUUCCAUCCGUCGGUCCCUGGCACCAUCCGGACCGCCGUCAGAGAUACAUCGCUGGCGGGCCAUUCGAUUCCCGAGGGGACAACGAUCACCAUCGCUCCUGAAGUCGUCAAUCAUUUGGAGGAGCUUUGGGGCCCCGAUGCGAAUCAAUUCAACCCUGAGCGCUUCAUGGGACCCGGUAAGGCAAACACGGGCGGAGCAAGCAGCAACUAUGCCUUCUUGACAUUCCUCCAUGGCCCACGCAGUUGUAUUGGGCAGGGCUUUGCCAAGGCCGAGCUUGCUUGUUUACUCGCCGCGACCGUGGGACGAUUCCAGAUGGAAUUGAGAUAUCCCGAUCGAAAGUUGCAGCUUCGCGAGGGCGCUACGGUCUCGCCAAAGGAUGGUGUCAUUGCUAUCUUCACUCCACUAGAGGGCUGGUGA
Messenger RNA from Penicillium oxalicum, 1641 nucleotides. RefSeq names its product cytochrome P450. Bases 1 to 1641 code for a protein of 546 amino acids. The transcript has 3 exons. The record is from RefSeq and is a predicted model, not a curated record. Lineage: Eukaryota; Fungi; Ascomycota; Eurotiomycetes; Eurotiales; Aspergillaceae. Gene Ontology annotation, molecular function: oxidoreductase activity, acting on paired donors, with incorporation or reduction of molecular oxygen; monooxygenase activity; heme binding.